AACAACCUCCUUUGUGGUGAAAUGGCUGAAGACUCUAGCAAUGGGUGGCAGUUGACUGAGUCGGACCCGGGCGUUUUCACUGAACUGCUUAAAACGCUCGGUGUACCUCUUAUUGUCGACGACCUUUACUCCCUUGAUUCCGAGUCUUUGGCUGCUCUUCAACCCAUCCAUGCGCUUAUCUUUCUAUUCAAAUGGAUUCCAACCUCUGGUGCCCCUACUUCAGCUCAAGGCGAAUUCGACCGUGACUUCGCUGGUUUUUUCGCUCACCAGGUCGUCAAUAAUGCCUGUGCAACAUUGGCCGUUAUGAAUGCUCUUGGAAAUAUUCCUUCGCUAACCACGGGCCCGCAACUCGGAGAACUGAUGUCUUUCACAACUGGAAUGGACCCACAAACUCGAGGCAUUGUUCUGACGAGCGCCGACUGGUUACGCGAGGCCCACAACUCUCUGUCUCCCCCCAGCGCGAUCUCCUUGGAUGGACUGGGUCUGCCUAAGACCUCAGAAGACGCGUAUCACUUCGUUGUCUACCUCCCAUCAAUGGGGGCGCUCUAUGAGUUGGAUGGCCUCAAAGAAUUUCCCGUCGUCCACGGAUCGUAUGAUGAGACUGGUGAAGGUUGGCUCAAAAAAGCUCGUGAAACCAUUGAAGCCCGAAUAGCGACGUAUCCGGCUGGUGCUCUCGAAUUCAGUCUUCUGGCGCUUAGAGACGAUCCGCUCCCUGUGUUAGAGGCCCAAUUGCGCCAACUACAAGCCGCAAACAAUCAUUCGGCCGCCGCUGAGACCGUGGUCAAAAUCUCCACCGAAAACUCCAAGCGCGAACGUUGGGCUUUCGAGAACAGCCUGCGCAAACAUAACCACGUUGGUCUGGUUCAUGCUCUUAUCGUCGCCUUGGCAAAGGCAGGAAAGCUAGAGAGUGCGAAAACGUCAGCAAAGUCGACGAUGAAAGAGAGAAUCGAGGCCCGGAAAGCCAAGGGUGCGGACCUCAUGGACGAUUGA
Molecule: messenger RNA, 990 nt
Organism: Mycena indigotica
Lineage: Eukaryota; Fungi; Basidiomycota; Agaricomycetes; Agaricales; Mycenaceae
Product: Ubiquitin carboxyl-terminal hydrolase
Exons: 5
Coding region: 22-990 (322 amino acids)
Biological process (GO): protein deubiquitination; ubiquitin-dependent protein catabolic process
Cellular component (GO): cytoplasm
Molecular function (GO): cysteine-type deubiquitinase activity
Source: RefSeq, a predicted model, not a curated record